This is a messenger RNA of Esox lucius (northern pike), 4120 nucleotides long. It is a transcript of the gene pkn3, whose product is annotated as protein kinase N3. The coding region runs from base 399 to 3248 and encodes 949 amino acids. The transcript has 22 exons. The record is from RefSeq and is a predicted model, not a curated record. Gene Ontology annotation, molecular function: ATP binding; small GTPase binding; protein serine/threonine kinase activity. Gene Ontology annotation, biological process: protein phosphorylation; signal transduction. Lineage: Eukaryota; Metazoa; Chordata; Actinopteri; Esociformes; Esocidae.
UCUGAUUGGGUUUCAUAUGGUUAUGCUGUGAUUGACAUGAAAUUCAGCCAAUCUCCAUUUGGGAAAGAAGGCGUCAAAGUGUAUUCAAAGUAAACCAUCGGCAGAACGGAAAGCCUCAUAGCCCGGACUGUUCAUUUUGGUCAUCAAAGAUUAUUCAAUGGAUGAGGAGCCGGUACUUACCGACGCUGUACUACGCAUUUGUCGCGUUUCAUUACUUUAAUAUAUUAAGUUGUCCGUGGUUACUUUAGUUGGUUAUAAAGUUAGCUGUUUACAUGGUGAUUGGUUUCUUUCGGGGAAACUUGGCGAGACGUUGAGUUUAGCGGUGGUCAGUGUGGAUAAUUCCCAACCCUCCCAGCUUGAAAUCCAUACAGCGGCAUUUACGACAUUUUGAGUCUGACAUGUCAGGUUUAACACAACAGAACGCUGGCCUGCUGGGUCUGGCUGAGGGGAACAUCCUCGACCCGGAGUUCCAGCAGCGUCUGGAGGACGCCCGCACGCUGCUGAGGCAGGAGAUCCAGCGAGAGCUCAAGAUUAAGGAGGCGGCGGAGAGGCUCCGGCGGGCCGUCACCAACCGCAAGAACGCCGCGGACGUGGAGGGCCAGCUGAGGGCCUCCAGCCGCAAGCUGGAACACCUGCACUGGGAGCUGCAGGAGCUCAACACCCGCGCCAUCACACCCAAGCCUCAGAAGGACAGGCCGACAGAUGACACCACGUCGCCUGACCCGUGUCGCUGGGAAGAAGUGACUUCCCCGCUGGCGGGACGCAUCUGUGCUCUGAAGAAGCAGCUAACCAUGGAGACCAAGGUGAAGCAAGGGGCGGAGAACAUCAUCCAAACCUACGUCAGCAGCUCUGUUAAGGACCGUAGGAUGCUCUCCACAGCCCAGCAGAUGCUUCAGGACAGCCGCACUAAGAUCGAACUGCUCCGCAUGCAGAUUGUCAAAGUCACCCAGGCCAGAGAGGGGCAGCGGGACAACACAGAAACAGCUGGCCGUCCCUCCGAGACAAUCAGUUCUCUGGAGCUCCGGGUGGCUGAGCUCCGGCACCACCUAAAGAUCGAGUCAGCUGUGGCGGAGGGCGCCAAGAACGUGGUGAAGCACCUCGGAGGUCUUAAGGUGCAUGAUCGGCGUGCGCUGGCAGAGGCCCAGACUAGGCUGCUGGAGUCGUGCCAGAAGCUGGACCUGCUGCGUCUCUCUCUGGAGCGCCGUCUGGUCGAGCUGCCCACCGACCACCCCAAACGGGCCGUCAUCAAGGAGGAGCUCACCCCUGGGACCUCCUCGCCCUCUCUGGGCCUGCAGCCGGAGCGCCUCAGUUCCGCCUCGUCCUCCUUCUUUAAACCAGCCACUCUCACCGGGCGGCUAGACGUGCGUCUCAUGGGCUGCCAGGACCUGCUGGAGUCGGUGCCGGGCCGCUGCCGUGUGGCCAACAUGUCCUCCGCUCCCAGCAGCCCCUCCGAGGCCAAGUCUCUGAAGAUGAGAACCGGCCUGUCCGGACGCAGUAACGUCAGCAGAACCAACAAGGCCGACGAGCCCUCCACGGAGAUCUGUGCCGUGAUGAAGGUGGACAACAGGAUGGUGGGUCGGACACACUGGCGAGCCCUCAGCAAGGAUGCUUGGGACCAGAGCUUCAGCAUCGACCUGGAACGGUCCAGGGAGCUGGAGAUUGGUGUGUUCUGGCGUGACUGGAGGGCUCUGUGUGGAGUCAAGUUCCUGCGUCUGGAGGACUUUCUGGACAACCAGCGCCACAGCAUGUGUCUCUGCCUGGAGCCUCAGGGCCUGCUGUUCACUGAGGUGACGUUCAUCAAUCCUGUCAUUGAGAGGCAUCCUAAACUUCAGAGACAGAAGCGCAUAUUCCCCAAAGAAAAAGGAAAGAACUUCCUGCGCGCAGCCCAGAUGAACAUGAACUUCGCCACAUGGGGGCGUCUGAUGAUGAGCGUCCUGCCUCCCUGCACUGGGUCCCUGCAGGCCAUGAGCCCCCCCAUGGGGGGCCCUGACCUCACCUCCCCUCCGUCCGCUGAGAAGACGGCCGUUUCGACCCCUCCUCCGCUAGGAGAGUCUGCAGUGGUGAAACUGGACUUCAGUGAGGAACACACCAAGUCUCUGAGGAACAGUGUGGGGAGAAUUCACAUGUCAGAAUCCAUAUGGCAGACCACUCUCUCUCAGUCCUCUAAAGGUAAUUCAUCAGAUAUCAAGCCAACACCCAGACAGAUGACUACACCUCAACCCUCUCUGAAGAGGAAAGAGAAUGGUGGGAUGCAAAUGGAAGAUUUCACGUGCCUCUCUGUUCUGGGGCGAGGGCAUUUUGGAAAGGUUUUGCUGGCAGAGUUCAAGAUGUCAGGCAAACUGUACGCCAUCAAAGCCUUAAAGAAAGGGGACGUUGUGACCCGCGACGAAGUGGACAGCCUAAUGUGCGAGAGGAGGAUCUUUGAGACGAUCAACUCGUCCCGCCAUCCUUUCCUGGUGAACCUGCAUGGCUGCUUCCAGACGGAGGACCAUGUGUGCUUUGUGAUGGAGUACUCCCCUGGGGGUGACCUGAUGACUCACAUACAUACCAACAUCUUCACAGAGAGACAGACUCAGUUCUAUGCUUCAUGCGUGCUCUUGGGACUGGAGUUCCUGCAUCAGAACAAGAUAGUUUACCGGGACCUGAAGCUGGACAACCUGUUGAUGGAUGCAGAUGGCUAUGUGAGAAUAGCAGAUUUUGGAUUGUGCAAGGAAGGUAUGGGUCAUGGAGAUCGCACCUCCACAUUCUGUGGCACACCGGAGUUCCUGGCCCCCGAGGUGCUGACGGAUAAUAACUACACCCGCUGUGUGGACUGGUGGGGACUGGGUGUCCUCAUCUAUGAGAUGCUGGUGGGAGAGUCGCCCUUCCCUGGGGACGAUGAAGAGGAGGUGUUUGACAGCAUAGUGAAUGAUGAGGUUCGCUUUCCCAGGUUUCUCUCCCCGGAGUCUGUCUCGAUCAUCCAGAAGCUACUACAGAAGAACCCUGAGAGGAGGCUGGGAGCAGGAGAGGCAGACGCUAGCGAGGUCAAGAAGCACAGGUUCUUCCAGGGGGUGAACUGGGAGUCCUUGCUUCACAAAAAAUUGGCACCCCCCUUCGUCCCACAGAUUAAGAUGCCAGGGGACGUCAGUAACUUUGACGAAGAGUUCACAAAACUCAAGCCAGUCCUAACACCCCCACAGACGGCCUACUUCCUAACUGCUGAGCAGCAGGAAAUAUUUGCAGACUUUGACUUCUCCUCACUUCACUGAGCUUAAACAUGUACGUGUAAACCCAGGUACUGGACGGUAGGACAAAAUGGCUGCUGCUCCACGAGUCUGGUUCUUUUACUAGACUGUCCAACCUGUGGUUGAUUACGGAGGACAGGCCUCUGGGAUGUCGUCUGUAUGUUGCCAUCUCAGGGCCGCCACUGUUCACUUGCUCCGUAAGUGGAACCUCAACAGCCAAUCAGAACUCGCGCUCAAGAAACGGACUGCUCAUCCCUGUGAGUGUCUCCAAAUGGUCUCUGGAUUUUUAUGUUAAUGUCUGAUUGUUUCAGUUUUUUUUGUUGGGUUUCAAUAUUGACUUAUUUGUACUGUUUUGUGUUUUGGUUUCCCAAUCCAUAUGGUUUGGUUUAUAAAUUAGGUUUGACAUUGACAAUGCCAAAUUAAUACUUUACAUGCCACUGUUGUGGUACUGUGUCAACCCUGAUCAUCAAAACAUUUGUUCUUCACUUGUGAAACUAAACAGGACUGUUUUGUUUCUACCAGGGGCACCAUGCAGUGAUUUUAAAUAGUUUCUAAUUCAAACAAUAUGCAAGAGACAAGCACUUUAUAGUGCUACACCUCCAAUUAUAACACUUGGCUGUAAAUCAAAAUGUGUUUGUGUAUUCCAACCCUGCUGCUGUCUGUUGAUGUCCAUUCGGUUACUAAUGCUGAUUAUAUCAUGUGAUAUUGGUAUGUUUAGCCUGGAAAUCCAGACAGAAUUGCCUUUCGCUCAUAACUAGUUAGUCUUUGUGAAGGAAAUGGCCUCUAAAUUGGUCUUUAUGUGCAUUGUGUUCCUGUGAAAUCCAUCUAAUCUAUCGGUCCAUCUUGGGCUGGUUAAGGCCAUUGAUUGUCAAGUUGGAACUGACAUGUUCCUGAAA